Molecule: messenger RNA, 2657 nt
Organism: Vigna angularis (adzuki bean)
Lineage: Eukaryota; Viridiplantae; Streptophyta; Magnoliopsida; Fabales; Fabaceae
Product: C-type lectin receptor-like tyrosine-protein kinase At1g52310
Exons: 7
Coding region: 699-2390 (563 amino acids)
Biological process (GO): protein phosphorylation
Molecular function (GO): ATP binding; protein tyrosine kinase activity
Source: RefSeq, a predicted model, not a curated record
AACUUUUUUAUGAGCUACUGGACCAAGUUUUACCACAUCACUCCUUCAACCUCAAUGUCAUCUUCUCCAACAGCAAACCCUAGGCUUCACUGGGAGCAAACCCUAUGCUUAACCGGACAGCAACCAUCAUUCUCGCGCAAUCCGACCCUAGGCUGCCGUCACCACGAGCUCGUCCGAGUCACCGUCGCUUCAGGCCACCAUCAUCUUCCUCGCGUACCAUCCUCAUCAACAUCGCGAAAUCGCCGCGACUUUUCUCUCUCAAGCCACCACGCUUCUCGCGCACCACCUGCAACCAAAGUCAGAAACAGAAAGUGCCGCUACUAUUGCGAAAUCCCAGUCGCGAUUCCGCCAUGCUUCCGCCAUUAAGCACACACCUGCACACACCUUCGAACCCUAAAACGCCCAAAUCGAACUCCAAGGCAGAACUCCACGCUGCAAAGCCUUCAGUCUCUCUGUCACCACCUUGCUGCGCCGCAACCGUUGUUGGGUAAUAUGGAACAAGGGUACCACCAAGCAUAGCAAUUGUUGCUGAGUAGAGAGGGUAUUGGAUACCCAUUUGGAUCAUCAAGCAGGAAUGGGGGCUCUGGUGGCAAGGUGAAGCAGAAUGCUUACAGAUUGCGGAAUUAGAUCUGACACCUCUUCGUUCAGAGUGGUGACUGUCUUUAAUUGCAUUUACACCUACCCACCAAAACGCUGAAAUGAACGAACCAGAAUUGGAACGCCUUCCCCUCUUUCCUUUACUUCUCACACUUCAAGGGCAAAGAAAUGAACAGCUCUUCUUCUUCUUCUGCUGCUGUUACUCUGGCACGCUCUCGACACUGAACGAGACUUGUGGAUACUUCGAUGGUUCUCUCAGUAGAGAUACAAAAGUACCUUGCCCUAUUGGUUGGGUUAUGGACCCUAACAAGACCAAAUGCUUUCUUCAUGUUGGGAGGCCUCAAUCUUGGAAUGACUCAGAAAUCUGUUGUAGUAAGUAUGGUGGACAUUUAGCUUCAUUGACAUCACUUCAGGAGCUACAAUUUGCUCAGAGCCUGUGUGGUGAAUCUGUGAAUAGUUGCUGGAUUGGUGGACAAAGACGCAACACUACAACUGGUUAUCAGUGGAUGUGGUCUGACAAUUCACCAGGGAAUAACUCCAUAUUUCCAUUGGAAAAUGUUCCUCCCCAUUGUAAUGGAACUGGACUAUCCUGUCAUGGAAACAAUACAGAUAGUCUGUGCACAGUAAUGACUAAUAAUUCAAACUCUCUCGUGAGUGAGAGAUGCGAUAAUCCUCACUCUUCUCUGUGUAUACUUGAUAUAGAUGCAGCGUGUAACCGGAUGCACUGCCAUAGGGAUUAUUACCUUAUCAUCCUCAUAGUAGUCAGUGCAUUGAUACUCUCCACAACAUUAGCAGUGGUAGUUUGGCUUCUUGUAUAUAAGCGGGGAAAGAAAAGAAGGCGGUCUAGAAAAAUAUCUGUUCCAGGAGCUUCUCUUCCAUCAUGGAAAGUCUUCACCAAAGAGGAGUUAAGGUCAAUUACGAAGAAUUUCAGUGAAGGUAAUCGUCUUGUUGGUGAUACCAAGACUGGUGGUACAUACAGUGGGGUUUUAUCAGAUGGUUCAAGGGUUGCAGUUAAGAGAUUAAAGAGGACAAGUUUUCAGAGGAAAAAGGAGUUUUAUUCUGAAAUUAGCAGGGUUGCUAGGCUUCGAUAUCCCAAUCUGGUUGCUGUGAUGGGAUGCUGCUAUGAUCAUGGUGAUCGCUACAUUGUUUAUGAGUUUGUAGCUAAUGGUCCCUUAGAUAAAUGGCUGCAUCACAUACCUAGGGGAGGUCGCAGCUUAGAUUGGGCUAUGAGGAUGAAAAUUGCUACAACGCUUGCUCAAGGAAUUGCGUUUCUGCAUGACAAGGUUAAGCCACAAGUGGUGCAUCGAGAUAUACGUGCAAGCAAUGUACUCCUGGAUGAGGAGUUUGGAGCACGCCUGAUGGGUGUUGGUCUGUCCAAGAUUGUGCCGUACGAAGUAAUGCAUGAGAGAACUGUCAUGGCAGGUGGAACUUACGGAUAUCUUGCUCCAGAGUUUGUGUAUAGAAACGAGUUUACAACAAAGAGUGACGUAUAUAGUUUUGGCGUCCUACUACUUGAAAUAGUAAGUGGACGUAGACCUACACAGGCAGUUGAUUCUGUUGGUUGGCAGAGUAUCUUUGAGUGGGCAACACCUCUUGUGCAAGUUCAUCGCUACCACGAACUCUUGGAUCCUCAUAUAACUUCAUCCUCUUCUAGCAUUAUCCCUGAGGCUAGUACCAUCCAAAAGGUGGUUGACCUUGUUUAUUCCUGCACGCAGCAUGUUCCUUCUAUGCGCCCUAGAAUGUCUCAUGUUGUUCACCAGCUGCAACAAAUUGCCCAACCACCUGCAAAGUAAAAGCUAAUCUUGACCUCAAAUUUCUGUAUUUAUAACUUACAAGUGGAGGCUUUUUGUGCUAAUACAUGUAACAGAUAUUUAUGUACUUUAACUUCCCCUUCUUUGGGAUCGAAAUUAGCUUUUUGUUAAAUCAAGUGGGAACUAGGGUUAGAAGAGGCAAAUUGUGCGAAACAAUAUUUGAAUUUUUAUACACGCAGGUGUAAUUGUACUAUUAAUUGAACUGUACUAUUGAAGAAUUGUUUGAGCAUAGAAGUGAUUCUUCAACAA